Molecule: messenger RNA, 10971 nt
Organism: Serinus canaria (Common canary)
Lineage: Eukaryota; Metazoa; Chordata; Aves; Passeriformes; Fringillidae
Gene: PHF20L1
Product: PHD finger protein 20 like 1
Exons: 22
Coding region: 138-3401 (1087 amino acids)
Biological process (GO): regulation of transcription by RNA polymerase II
Cellular component (GO): NSL complex; nucleus
Source: RefSeq, a predicted model, not a curated record
GCGCGUCGCGCGGCGGUGACGCGAGCGGGGCGCGGGCAGGAUGGGGCGGUGAGGGGCGGCCGUGCCGGACAGCCCGCGGCAGCCGCGCCGGGCCCCGAGCGAGCCGAGCGGGCGGUGGUGAAAAAGACAAUAUCAAGAUGAGUAAAAAGCCUCCAAAUCGUCCUGGAAUCACAUUUGAGAUUGGUGCUCGUUUGGAGGCACUGGAUUAUUUGCAAAAAUGGUAUCCAUCUCGAAUUGAGAAGAUAGAUUAUGAAGAGGGGAAGAUGUUGGUGCAUUUUGAACGCUGGAGCCAUCGCUACGAUGAGUGGAUUUACUGGGACAGCAACAGGUUGAGACCUUUGGAGCGACCAGCUUUGAGGAAAGAGGGCCUGAAGGAUGAUGAAGAAUUUGUCGAUUUUAAACCUGGAGAAGAAGUCCUAGCUCGUUGGACAGACUGUCGAUAUUACCCUGCAAAGAUUGAAGCAAUUAAUAAAGAGGGAACAUUCACAGUGCAAUUCUAUGAUGGUGUCAUUCGAUGUCUUAAAAGGAUGCAUAUCAAAUCUAUGCCAGAGGAUGCAAAAGGGCAGGCGCGCGAGAGGGAGCAGAUAGCGCCGGAGCUGAGAUUAGUGACGGAAAUCGAACCAAAAGAAGAUUGGAUAGCUUUGGUCAAAGCUGCUGCUGCUGCAGCAGCAGCCAAGAACAAAGCAGGAAGUAAACCUAGAACCAGUGCAAACAGCAAUAAAGAUAAAGAGGACAGAAAAUGGCUAAAAGUCCCUUCAAAAAAGGAAGAAACCUCAACCUCUACAAUCAUGCAGGAAGUCCAAAAAAAGGAAGAGGAGCCUACAUCUAGUGACACAUUUGAAGUAGGAUUUCCUGUAGUGGAUGUUCCAAAGAUGGCCUUUGUGCAGGCAGAGAGCACGUUAUCACACAAGAGGAAAAGUAAUCUAGGCAACUCAUUUCAGGCAAAGAGAGCUCGCCUAAACAAGAUCACUGGUUUAUUGGCAUCCAAAGCUGUUGUUGCAGAUGGUGCUGAAAAAAAGGAAGGCAACAAAGAAACAGCUCCAGUCCUGGAGCAGGAGAUUUCACCUAAACCACAAAGUCAGAAAAAAAAUGAAGCUGAUAUUAGCAGUUCUGCCAACAUUCAGAAACCUGCACUGUUAUCCUCAACUUUGUCUUCAGGAAAGGCUCGCAGCAAGAAAUGCAAACAAGAAUCUGGAGAUUCUUCCGGGUGUAUAAAGCCCCCUAAAUCACCACUUUCCCCAGAAUUAAUACAAGUCGAGGAUUUGACGCUGGUCUCUCAGCUUCCUUCUGCUGUGAUAAAUAAAACUAGUCCAUCACAGCCAGUGAAUUCCCCUAGAUCCUACAAACAUAGCCAACGGAGAAGAAGAUCACAGCGUUUAGCCACUUGCUCCUUGCCUGAUGAUUCUGUAGAAAAAGUUUCUUCUCCCUCUUCAGUUACUGAUGGAAAAGUGUUCUCCAUCAGUGGUCAAAACCAACAGUCAUCAAAAUUGGAGGUACCUGAUGUUGCUCAUGUGUCACUUGAGAAGCGUGGACCAUGUCUCCCUCUUGAUUUAAGCCGUAGUUCGGAAGUUACAGCACCAUUAUCCGCAGAAUCCACUUUCUGUAGUGAAUAUUCCAGUAAAGACAAGGAAGAUAUUCAGAUGAUUACAUAUCUUCCUUCCAAAGCAGUAACUGAUGGAAGAGUAGCUACAACAGCAUCAGCACCCUCGUCCCAUGUACAUGCCUUGCAUCUGGAAAUGCCUUUAACCAAUAGUCUCAAGUUACCCAAAGGGAAUAGUAAAAAAAAGAGGUCUUCCACAUCAGUGAGCUCUGAAGGGACAGAGAUACAGUGCUCUGUGCCCAUAAAGGAGAAAUGUUUUGAGAGUCUGAAGGAGAAAAUAUUAAAGAACGUGAUUGAGAAGGACAAGCAUUCAGAAGUUGGUGCAGCUAGAAUGGAAAGAAAAGGAAAACUGGAAGAGAAAAGUUCUUCUGCAUAUGGUAAAAAGAAAGAAAAAGAAAAGGAGAAAAAGGAAAAAAAGGAAAAAGAUCAUAAACCAAAACAGAAAAAGAAGAAGAAAAAAAAGAAGAAAUCAAAACAGCAUGAUUACUCAGAUUAUGAAGACAGCUCUGUUGAAUUCCUGGACAGGUGCUCCUCUCCCUUAACGCGCUCCUCGGGCAGCUCUCUGACCUUGCGCAGUAUGUUCUCAGAGAAGAACACCUCAUACCAGUAUCCAAGAGCCAUCCUGUCUGUUGACCUUAGUGGAGAAAACCUUUCAGAUGUGGAGUUCUUGGAUGAUUCUUCCACAGAGAGUUUGUUACUUAGUGGUGAUGAAUACAAUCAGGAUUUUGAUUCAACUAACUUUGAAGAGUCUCAGGAUGAAGAUGAUGCUCUCAAUGAAAUUGUUAGAUGCAUUUGUGAACUUGAUGAAGAAAAUGGCUUUAUGAUUCAGUGUGAAGAAUGCUUGUGUUGGCAGCACAGUGUAUGCAUGGGACUGUUGGAGGACAGCAUUCCAGAGCAGUACAUCUGUUACAUCUGCAGAGAUCCGCCAGGACAGAGGUGGAGUGCCAAAUAUCUCUAUGACAAAGACUGGCUAAACAAUGGACACAUGUGUGGAUUAUCAUUUUUGAAAGAGAACUACUCUCAUCUUAAUGCCAAAAAGAUCGUGUCAACACAUCACCUACUGGCAGAUGUAUAUGGGGUAACUGAAAUUCUGCAUGGACUGCAGCUGAAGAUUGGGAUUCUGAAAAAUAAGCAUCACCCAGACCUUCAUCUCUGGGCUUAUUCAGGGAUGAGAAAAGAACAAGAACAAAGAACUGUUGGGGUAGAGAAAAAGUUAGUGACUUUGCAGGAUGCUGUUAAUCCAGCUGAAAGGACGUGUCAUAGUCAAAACCAUAAAGAGCCACCCAGUAUACCCCAGAAGAUGGAAGAAACAUACAUCACAAGUGAGCACAGUUACCAAAAACCACAGAGUUUUAGUCAUGACUACAAAGCAGUCACUGACCCUAUGAGCUCAGAUGAUGAAGACACAAGUAGCUUUGAGGAAGAUCAGGAAUAUCACACAGAGAAUAAAAACUGUUUACAAUAUUCUUUUAAAGAUGGUGGCAUGAAUGAGCAGAAUUCUGCUGAAGGAAACACUGUGUUUGUUUGUAAUGAAAGAAAAGGCUCAGAAGAGCAAGUGGAUACACAUCUUCAAUGGCAGCUAAAUCUCCUCACCCAUAUAGAGAAUGUACAGAAUGAAGUCACCAGCAGAAUGGACCUGAUUGAAAAAGAAGUUGAUGUUUUAGAAAGCUGGCUUGAUUUCACUGGAGAACUGGAACCACCAGAUCCUCUGGCAAGAUUGCCUCAGCUCAAGCGACGUAUCAAGCAGCUCUUAAUCGACAUGGGAAAAGUACAGCAGAUAGCAACACUUUGCUCUGUAUGACAGAAGGAAGAAUAUAGAAGUAAAAAUAGGUUCUUUACAAUGCAUUUUCUUAUUAGCCACAAGACUGACAGGAAGACAGCAAAAAGCUGAGCAUUUAUCUGGUUCUUUGCUGAUUACAUUAAUAGGCUGAAGCUUUAGAAAGAAGAGAGGAAGUUUAGAGUCAGGAAUCUGUUGUAUUGAAAAUAUGAAUAUUCAACGUCUGGGCUUCAAAAUUAUAUAUAAUAUUCUUAAAAAUGUUAAUUUCUCAGGAUUUUAACAUGUUGAACAAGUAAAUCCCCAGAUACAAGAAAAUCCAACAAACAAAAACUCUUCGAAGAGCAGUGCUCUUAUUUUGAAACCCUUGGCAAACAUUUCUAAAUUAGCAGAAUUCAGCUGACUAAAAAUGCAAUCCUCUUAUCUUGCUAGUGAAAGAUAGAUACAGAGAGAGCUGUAUCUUCUCUACAAGGAACGUUUUUAGAUUAUUUCUUUCUCUUACGAGUGUUCAGGAAAACAAACAUACUAGCUUUGAUUUUUGAAAAAAAUUACUUGUCGUGGUCUCCCUUUUAAAGUAUUUUUUUAAAUAGAAAUCCCUAGAACAGCACCCCUAGGCCCCUUUAAAACAGAAGUGGAAAAUAGUGGUCAGAUGUGCCAAAUAAUAUUAAAAUCAUUGGGAUAAGAUUUUAAUUAUGACUUAGGUGAAGGUUUUUUCCAAAGUCCUACUCGGUGCCAGCAGUCCAUCCAAAAUUGUAUCUACUUUAUAUUUUUUUAUGUUCUAUAGCAGUGUUCAGGAAUCAAGGUACAAUUUUUGUCCUGGGUAGCUCUAUUCUGAUGUUGGCCCUCUGAAAACUUCACCAUCCUCAGUGGGGAUGAGGAAUGACACGAGCAGCAAAACUGUCUGCGGCUGUGGAAAUUCUAAACCAUUAGAGGCAAAAAUCACAAGAUACCUUAUCCAAGUUGUUUUUAUAAAAUUUUUCAGCUUCAGUGAAUGAAAUGUCAUGAAACCAAAGGCAACCUAACCUACUUGCUCUGUUAGCUCUUGUUGGAUUUUGAGCCCAGGACUUCUCCUGUGCUGAUAAGUUGCCGCUGUACCCAGUGCUACAUCCGUGUCUGUGUGUGUAUGUAUAUGUGCAUAGCUGUGUGUACAUAUAUACAUGCCAUACACAUUUCUAUCUACACAUGUCUAGUUUUCUUACCAUAGACUACAAGAACUGGUGGUUCAUAUUACCUUUUAACAAGCAGUUUCUAAAAUUGAAAAUAAUGUAUGUACAGGUUUUGAAAUUUGUAAAAUAUGACUGUUAAAAGGAGGCUAUUUAACUGAGGACAUUAAGAUACUUGAACAUUUUAUGCCUCAUGUCUGUUUAUCAGUUCUAGUUAUCUGUAUAAAUGCAUUUUAGAACCGAUAGACAGUAAACUUGAAUUUACCUUUUGAUAAGAGUACAAGCCACUGUACAUUCAAAAAUUAUUUAAAUUUGCAAACACACUGUUCUAUAUGUAAGGUACUGUAUGUAAAACUGUUUAUUAAAACUAUUCUGCAUACUCUAUAUUUUCCACUUUUCUUCCUGAUCUACAUACAAAUGUAAAAAAGAAGUGAUUGUUAUUAUGUACAGACCAUCAAAAAAUCUUGGAAUGCCUUUUAAGGAUGCAUACAACUGAAAAACGUGCCAAAGAUGGAUUAUCUGGGAAAGACUUUGCAGCUAGUGCAUUGAACUUUCAUGAUAAAACCAUUAUUGAGAAAGAAAGCAGCAUGGCUGGUUCAUUGCUAAAGUAAAUCUACCCUGACCUUUCCUCUCUGUCAUACCUGAAGUGAGUUAUCACUCCUGAUGGCCAAAGCAAAAUGUAAACCCCUGUUACAGAGUGGUUGCUACUUAAAAAGUCUUCCCACAUCAAGCUUGUAGGAGACAUCACAGAGAUGCAUGAAAACAUGGAAUUAUGGAAUGGUUGGCAACUCCAUAAUGCAGAAAGAACAUUAGAGCUGCGGAGUUGUUGACAUUUUAUAGCAACUGUUAAUAAGUACUCUGUGUUAUAUAGGUGAUGCUUAAAUAACUGCUUCAAACAUGAAUAGUUGAGUGACCUACUUGCUUUUGGAUAUGUGAGACAUUUUUAUAGACUAUUCACUUUCUGCAUAUCCUUGAAUGUGGUACUGUGUGUACUGUAUAAGAGAAGUGUAAAUCCAGAUGAAUUACUUUGAAACAAAGUGGAGUGUAUUUACAGAAUUUAUACAGCAUACACUGUAGCAAUAUUAUGCAAUGUGUGUGCAUGUGUGUCAUGUAAUAUAAUUGUAAAUGUUACUGAAGGUGGAGGUGGACUUGGAAAGUUCAGGGGGGAGGACAGAGGUUUUAUUCUUACUACAGAGAUGGAGGAAAAGGAAAUCCUGAAAAGGAAAUCCUAAGGUCAAAGUUGAAGUUGCCCUUGCAGCUUUAAUGUGUCUUCUGUUUGUAUGUGUAAUGGCCUCUUAAUUUACACAAAUAUGUAAUUUUACCCCUCAAGAUCCUGCCUUGUUCAGGAUGGACUGUGCUUACAAAAACAAUCUGUUCAGUAUUUUUUUUUAAAUGUUCAUUGUAUAGUCAUGUAUUAUAAAAACUCUCCUGCAAUCAUUCAUACCUUCUAAGAAAUACAAUCUCAGUGUCCCUAUGGACCAUGCUGUGUAUGAUACAUCGUGUCCUGCUCCAGUGUUUCACAAACUUGUCUGAGUUUGCUUUCUCAAGCUGUGGUGCUGGUCUGUAACAUGUGGACAUUAGUUUCUGACCCCAGUUUCUCAAGUAUUCAAAGGUUUGGGAUGCUUUUGAGCUUUUUCUUUAAACGCAAGUCAAGUGCCAUAAAAAUGCUCUGUUUUGCACAGAAUGUAGCCUACAGUUGGUUGCUUUGCUUGUGUACCAGUCAAUCCCAGUGUGAUCUGGCUCUUACCAGUAUUUCUUCCUAGUUGGCCUUAUCAAGAGAAUCUUAUUCCUGUAGGUUUAUUUUUCCAUCUGUCUUCCUGCUUCCUCUCUAAAUAAGCCAGGGAUGUACACUCAGUCUAUUUGCAACAUCGUUUCUUGGGGUGUGAAUUGUAACUGCAUUGUUUUGAUGAAGGGGACAGACCCUCUCUGAGGGAAAAGUAGUAGAUGGCAAUGUAAGGACUGUUUGAUAUGUGUGCACAGAAAGGCAAAAUGUUUAAAUUGAAGCCAUCUGUCACUGAAUAGGAGUUCUAAAUAGUAAUAAACAAAAGGGAAAUGCCAUUUUACAGAAGCCUCUUGUGAUUUCACAGAGCUAAAUGGCAAACUUUUGGAGCCUUUGAAUGCCCAGCUUUUUGUCUGAGGUUUAGUAGGGCUUUGCCUGUUUGCUUUUUUAAUGGAGGUAUCAGGGUGAUUUCAUUUCAAAGCCUGCUCCUACUUGUGACCAUACCAGACACAUCUACAUCAGGAAUUGUGUUUCAGCUGCAGUGAUGGCAGGACAGCAGUACUGCAGCCAUAAACGAGAUGUGGUGUUGGUGCUGUGCUCUGGUAUGACAUGAUGGGGCUGCCACGUUCUGGUUACAAAGUGGACAUACUUCAGGUCAUAUUGCAGGGAAUAGUGCUUCCUGUUAACCCUUUUCUUGGGUAGCUGUAGGUUCAAUAGUGCCCAUAUUUUGGAUAUUCUGGCCUUGGGUGCAUAGAUCUUUGUUCAGCUGUGGAGUGGUUUACAGUGGUAGAAGCCUGUCAUUUUCUCUCAAAUAGACAAAGAAGAUGGGUUGCAAUUUUCUGAUAGAUUUCUGUACUUGCUGGGUGGCAAAGAAUUGAAACUAUUCUUCCAUGGGUGCAGUAAUCUUAUAGGGCUGACAGCCACCUGUCUCUCUUAAUUUUAUCUCUGAGCUUCUACAUAUGUUCAUCUAUUCAUUCUGCAGCUUGCAUCUUUUUCUCCUUUCAGUCUUCAGCUUUCUGCACUCUGGUUUCUGAGGUGCCUGGAGGGUGUCACUCCUUUGUUCUCAUGCCCAGUUCUUCCUGGCUGCUGUGGGAAGCUGUCAUGGGGAAAGGCCUCUUUGGCUCUUCUGUCUACAGCCUCCAGAGCAUCCUGGGACUUCUGUACAGUCGGAGUGUGUGCACCGUAAUCAAAAUCUCCAGAUGUUUUUGAUGUCUUUCUUAAGUAAGCCUCCUCUGUCUUGUGCAAUUUGUGGUCUUCCUCUACUCCCAUCUGGCUUCUAAAUAGACUUGAAUUAAUAUUACAGCAAAACCCCUCUGGCACUGCUGGGCUCCAGCACUCCUUACCAAACUGAGGGUUGGGAUGCAAAGGAGUCAUUCAAACAUUACAGUAAAAUUAUAAAAGUAUUUGAUGUUGUAAACCACACUAUUUUCCCUUUGUAUUUAAAGGGAAGCUGUAACCAUUUUUCUUCACUGGAACUCUAAAGGCACAAAACAGAUCCUGAACUGAACUGGAGCUUGGUGUAAAAAUCAGCAAGUGGAGGAUGGGCAGGACUCUGCAGGCAGGGGCUCCACAGCCAAAAGAGCAGUCAGGCUGUCCCAGCUGCCUUGCCCUGUUAGUAGCUCUGAGGAGGUGCUGGUGUGUAAAGGGGGUGUGUGCAAUUAUGCCAUUCUUUUGCAAGCAGGAUUGUUUAGAACACUGGAACUAUAGGUUUUUGCUCUACUGCUUAAAAAUGUUUCAGUAUAUGCACCUUAAUUUUGGAGCGCUUAUUAAAGUCAGAGGCUUAAUCACUUUUGAAAUACCCAUUGCUAUUCUCACAUUUUAUUAGCUCACAUUUUUUUUUCUGUUGUACUGAUUGCAUAUGGCUUGAGGUGAGGAUUUUGCAGAGGCUGUUGGAAAUGCUUCAGUAAUGAUUUCUAUUAUACUUUGUUAUGUCUUGGGCACUGGGUGUGGGGGUCUGUCUUUAGCAAUAAAUAUUAUACACUAUGUGUAUAUCUGUUUGUAUAUGGAAAAGAAAUACAGAGCAUGUAACAAUGGUGAAAAUACACUGCACCGAGUGCAGACUGUGCAUUUGGCAGCCAUUCUGCACCAGCCUGAACAACCCAAAUGAAAAAUUGGAGACCACAUGCAGAAAAUGAACUAGCAUGAAAAAUCAUUCAGGACAGAAGUUCCCUUCCCUUACUCUGUGGGUGGGAUAACUGAAACUAGUUCAAUUGCUGUUUGCUCAAAACAGCUGUCUUCCUUUCCUGAAAACUGGCCAAGCCUCCUGUGUUCAGCUGUAGCCACGUGCAUCAGUGUAUUGUCACUAAAGACUCUGAGAGAGGCAGCACUGCACUAUGAUUAAAUCUUCUGUGAGAGAAGCAAAAUACUUCCUUCUGUGAUUUGUUUUUUAUAAUAGCAAUAAUGUUGACUGCAUUCUAAUACUCACAAUAAAGGUCUGUUGAGAUUGUUACGUGCCUGGGCUCCCUUUCCAUGGACUUCUCUUCUGGUGAGCUAGUGAUUGUUUGCAUAUGUUUUAAAGCAUUAGGGAAUCUUCAGUUGCAUGUUUAGCCUGUAGUCCUUAGGUUAUGUGCAGUCAUUGGUACUCACCUUUCUCCAUUGUAAGGCUUGAGGGAAUCUUUGGUUGUAUUUUAGCCUGUAGGCAAAUGAUAUAAUCAGUAAAUUAUUCACAGUACUGAAUUACCUGAUGUAUGUGGCAGAGUAAUUAGAAGAUAUUUCUAUUCUUGGACUGUUUUGGUGUUUUAACAAUUUCAGGGUUUCAGUUUUGCAAUGCACUUUAUUCUUUGCAAGUCAAUGUCCUUCAACAGUGUGUUCACAUUGGAACAGUGAUGGCAUCUCUUGUGGGCAGACAUGUGCCUUUGUACAAUGUCAUUACAAAGUAAUUUUAAUUUGCUUUUAGUAAUUUAUUUUAAUAUCAUCCACAAGUUGUUCAAGACAUUACUGUGGUAGAAAACAAAUGAGCCCACAAUGCUGAGCAAGUUAUUUUCUUAGACAUCCUGUGGACAAGGGCACAUAUGAUAAGCAGCAGAUGAAUGAAAUUGUGCAGAAUCUCAGUAAGUUACUGACAUAGAAAAAUUUUUUCAUCCACAGAAAAAGUAAAUGCAAUAAUAAAUAAUAAACUUAAAAAUUUUAAUUCUGAAACAUUUUAAUCAUUGUUGAAGGGACAGUCUCAAAGCAGGCUCUCAAACAAGAUACAAGACCAGAUUCAGGCUUGGAGCAACAUACUGAAACACUUUUUUGAAUUAGCAGACUUUCUGAAGAAGAGUUUUCCUGAGUCAGGCUAACCAUCUGGCCAGCCCAGAGUCUUGUCUGCAUAGAAAUAGGAUAUCAGAUCUGUACAAACAUACUAUGAAAUAUUUGUGCAAAUUGCCUUUUCCUGAAUGUGUCUUUCACUUCUGACAAACUGCGGGUUCCUUUACCAAAAUUUUUAGGUCCAUUAGUUAUAUCAGUCACUUGACAGAGCUGGACUCCUCAAGUUUAAUCCAUCUUUUCCAUUGGUGGCUUAUGGAAUUCACAGCUUUGUUGUGUGGCAGGAGCUGUGUUUGCCCUUGAACUUCCUUUCUGACUCCACUGGCUCUGCACCGUUGCCUUUAGUUCAGAGAAGGUUAAAUAUUGCAGUAUUGAAAAGACCCAAAGCAGUUUUGUCCCACCAACACCAAGACUUUGGCACCCUGUUGCUGUCCUUCUGUGACUGGUGGUGACUUUUCUCACUGCCUCAGCUUCUUUUUGUCAAAUACUGAAUUGAUUCAAGUUGCAAAUCCUGUGUGUCACUGUGGUUGCAGACCUAGCUCCUGUUUGGGGUUUCAAACCAAUCUGCAUCCCUGGUGUUGUGAGAAUAAAAUACCUAUUUUUCUACCUGGAAUCACUGUGGUAUUAUUGAAUAGAGGAAAACUCUGUUAUUUUCAAUAAAUAAGUAAGAAAAAAAAAAGUAAUUUUAUUUGUCCUAGAAAUGGUCAAUUCCUGCAGGAACAAAUGCAAAUUCAAAUAUUCUUACAUGGGCUUCUUUAGGUUCUGUCACCAAAGACACUUUUCCAAAUGGAAAGUUAUAAUUUAAAAUUUGACAAGUCAUGUGCCCACUUUUCUAGCCAAGUUUGGCAUGGGGAUGACUGAAACUUCCCUAUUGUUCUUUAAAUGUGAAGAAUGUGUCGCAUAUAUAAAGUGAAUACACUGAAAAGUGCAUUAUCUAGGGCUGUCAUCUUGUUCUCUUUUACUUUUGCAUCACAUGAGGUCUUAAUCAGAGAUGAUACAGAUUAUUGCUUCACAAGGUCUCAGAAAGAAAUGUGCAUUUUAGUUCUCUAUCUAAGUGUAACAAAUGGUGUUAACCUCUUUUUAUGUAGCUUUCUUAAAAUGUGUAGAGGAUUGUCCAACACUGGUGCUUUAUUUAACACAGAAAAACAAUUAUUGUUUGAAAUGAAUGAACUGGUUGAUGUAAGUGUAAUUUCACAAUGUUUUCUUAACACUUUGGCUUCCAAUUUGCUGCCUCAUUUGGGAAGCUCCCUCCAGUUCUUUUUUUAAGCUAAGGCUGAGUUUUCAGACUCAAAUUUGUUUGGGGUAAGAGUAACUUUUCUGUGGGUACAGAUGUCUGUGUAUUUAUAUACAUGAAUCUUUUAUCCCUGGGCCUUUCAAUAUGUAAAACUGCAGUUCCACAAACUGUCUCUUCUGCUAAGAAAAUGUAUGCAAAACUGGAACAAUGAAUAAAUGUCUUCUUCUUCUUUGA